Molecule: messenger RNA, 1086 nt
Organism: Fomitopsis serialis
Lineage: Eukaryota; Fungi; Basidiomycota; Agaricomycetes; Polyporales; Fomitopsidaceae
Exons: 4
Coding region: 1-828 (275 amino acids)
Source: RefSeq, a predicted model, not a curated record
AUGCCGUCUCUCGCACAUAUUCCACUUCCCCUGACGAAUGGACCUCCCCCGGGAUUCGAGUGGGAUCAACACUCCAUUUCCGAACUGUCGACGACCACCGCCUUCGACGCAGGCAUAGACCGCCGCGACACCGUUCUAGGUCCCGAAGUUUGGAAGGAUUUCCGCAGACGUCGGUGGAUCCCGCGGCAGGCCAAACGACAUCCCGAACAUGAACCACGCAACGGCCUGCUAAUGUGUCCUAACGACUGUGCAUUUUUCAAUAAUUACCUCUUCUUCAUAUGCUACAUACCCAAUAUCCGCAAGUUCAUACUCGUCAACUACUCUGACAAUCCAGAUCUCCGAUUGUUCCACGGUAAAGCCCUCGGGCUCGAUGUCCGAGACAGGCACGCGCCGUUCGCCUGUCUGUUCAUCCUCCAGGAGAUGCGCGUCCGCGGCCACCACCCCUUCGCGCCCGUCGAUCCUGACAUACCUGCGGACAUCAUCUGGCAAGACUGGAUCCUGUCAGAAGACAUAUUGCGCUCUCCGUCGGACGUGGCAGGCUUCUUCCGCCGUGACCGCCCGGACACUGCUGAUCUCGACCGCAACCCUACUCUACUGGCACAGCUACCACCUCGGCCUCUGACGGUCGAUGGAGGAGCACCGCCUCGCACUGGGCACUCGAUGGCGCUCAACCAAGAUGUCAUCGCUGAGAUUCUCGCUGCGACGCGUGCCUCGCCGUCGUGGAGGGCCUGCGUGAUGGAGGGCACGAGCUGGGACGGCACGGCGGAGGACAACAUACAAAAGUACAUUGCAUCUGUUGAUGUACAAGAAGACCAUGACGGUGCCUGAUUGUGCACAUCGCUGCCGCCCGUGUACUUAGAUUCGAAGGACGUCUAGAACUCUUGGUUGUGUCGAUACCUCGUCUUUUCGGCGUACUACGCAUCUUCUCGUCGAGUGACUGUUCUGUAUCAGUACCAUGGGGUUCUCGUCGUACAACGACUGUUCUGUAUCAUUCGUGUCUUUCGUUGCGGGACGAGUAUAUCAUAUGAUAGUACAGUCCGGGGAUUGAGAAGGGACGGUAAUGCACAUGGCUCUGCGUUCUGGUGA